Messenger RNA from Tetrapisispora phaffii CBS 4417, 1809 nucleotides. It is a transcript of the gene AEP1, whose product is annotated as Aep1p. Lineage: Eukaryota; Fungi; Ascomycota; Saccharomycetes; Saccharomycetales; Saccharomycetaceae. The record is from RefSeq and is a predicted model, not a curated record. The transcript has a single exon. Gene Ontology annotation, molecular function: translation regulator activity. Gene Ontology annotation, biological process: regulation of translation. Bases 1 to 1809 code for a protein of 602 amino acids.
AUGUAUGAUUGUUUUCAAAGUUUAUUUGAAACAUCUAAGCACUCUGUUCACUCUUUUCUAAAAAGAGAUUUUACCCGAGGAUCAGCAAAAUUGAAAAUCACCAUGAAUCGACAAAAUGUUAGGUGUUAUUCUUUAGCUUCACAAGCUAUCCGGAAAGGUAAAUUCAGCAAUUCGAUGCUACAUAGGGUGAAAUAUAAUGACAGAGGCAAUUCUGAAGUUACUAAGAUUGCACAUCCAUUUUAUAAACCUUCGAAAAUUGAAGGAAUGACAUUAUGUUGCACUGAAGUUAAACCUCAGUUGCUAAGUGGUAAAGGGAUUAUGCCAAUUAUGAAAACUGAUCAAAAUCAACAUACCACUAUUUCAUUUGAUAAUAGAUUAACCUUUAAAUCCGUUAGAAAUAUUUCAAAGUGGAUCAAGAAUAAUCGGGAAAUAAUCAAAGAAAAAAAUAUGAACAUUGGGAAUUUUAUUAGUUUAACUGAAUCUGCACACAAACAUUCGAAAGUUAAAAUUAAUAUAUUUAAGUAUGAUUCUCUAAAAAAUUUUAUCAAUAAGUUAGAAAAUAAUGAAGAAAUUUCACUUAAUGUAAACGAUUUUGAUUCUGUCGCAAACAAACUGUGUAAAUCAGAAGACUCUAAAUAUUUUUUAGAGGAUUUUUACUUGUAUAUACUUCAAAAUCAUAUCAAAUCUGAUAAAACGUGCAUUUUACUGAUUAAAUCUGUUGAGAAUCUUUUUCAGGGAAGUAUAAAUAAUAUCAGAGUUAUUGAUGAUUUAUUAUUACAAAUUUUUCACACAGUUGAAGAAAACAAUAUUGAUUCUGAAAAAUUAAGGACAGAAAUGAUGACAUUUUUAAACUUUUUGGAGGAUGUGUUCAAUAACGAAAUAAGUAAUCUUGGGCUAUCCUCAACAACGAAACAGCAUAUUCUGAACAUGUACAUCAAAAGCGGUUGUUUGGAUAAAAGUAAGACACUUUUGUUUAAUAUUAUCGAAAAUACUAAUAAUCUUAAUAAAACUUCAAUAGUCACCACGUACUUAAAUCUUAUAGAUAGAUUAUCAGUAAAUUGGGACGAUGCGAUUUCUAGGAAAAUGGAGUAUGCGAUUAAUAUUGGAGGAAUUCUCAACAAAAUAAAUGAACCUAAAGUUUUUGAAUUUUAUAUUAGAAAUUGUAGGCAUUAUAAAGAACUAGAGGCAUUAGUGCAGAUUAUUGUUGAAAAAGAAGAUAACUUUAUUCUUCUAGAUAAUUUAAAAAAAGAAUUGGUUAAUAAAGCUGGGAAUUUAAGUACUCGCAACACAGAAAAUAUUAUUAAUUUAUCAAUGCUUUAUAACACAUUAGAAACUUCAACAACUUCUAAAAUUCCAAAAUCAAUUGCAUACGAAUUCAUUAAGGUGGUCAUAGCUAAAGGUGCUUUUAACUUUGCCUCUAACGUUAUAGAUAGAAACGGUUUGAAGUUGGAAACUCCUCUCAUAUUCUUAAUUUUACGCAAUAUGAAAAGUAGACGAUUGUCGAUAUCUAAUCGUUUGAUUUUUCAAAAUUCUUUCAUACGCUUCAUGGAAAAUUAUAUUUUACCUACUCUAAGAGAUUUUAAAAAUUUGGAAGAACACAAGUUAGUUUCAAUAAUGCACGCAAUGCUGCUUCGUAAUAAUGACAUCCUACAUUCGGUGAAGGAUGUCGAAAAUAAUGAAUCUUUUUUCGAUUCAAUAAUGGCAUUAUAUAGAGACUGUGAAAUUCUCGAUGCUUCUUCAUUCAAUGAAUAUAUGAAAGGCAAUUCAGAAGUUAGAUUGUUGCACUUACAAAGAUUUUUUACUGCUUAA